Molecule: messenger RNA, 2178 nt
Organism: Indicator indicator
Lineage: Eukaryota; Metazoa; Chordata; Aves; Piciformes; Indicatoridae
Gene: NAA35
Product: N-alpha-acetyltransferase 35, NatC auxiliary subunit
Exons: 22
Coding region: 1-2178 (725 amino acids)
Biological process (GO): N-terminal peptidyl-methionine acetylation
Cellular component (GO): NatC complex
Source: RefSeq, a predicted model, not a curated record
AUGGUUGUGAAAGCUUCAAUAGAAGAUGAUGAUUCAGGAUGGGAACUCAGUGUGCCUGACAAGAUGGAAAAGAGUAAUACAAGCUGGAUAGAUAUAACUCAGGGUUUUGAAGAAGCUUGUAGAGAACUGAAGUUAGGAGAACUGCUUCAUGACAAGCUUUUUGGUCUUUUUGAAGCCAUGUCUGCAAUUGAAAUGAUGGAUCCCAAAAUGGAUGCUGGUAUGAUUGGAAACCAAGUGAAUAGAAAGGUUCUUAACUUCGAGCAAGCUAUUAAGGAUGGCACCAUUAAAAUAAAGGAUCUCACUUCACCUGAGUUGAUAGGAAUAAUGGAUACAUGUUUCUGUUGUUUGAUAACAUGGUUAGAGGGACAUUCUUUGGCACAGACAGUGUUCACUUGCCUUUAUAUUCAUAAUCCAGACUUCAUAGAAGAUCCUGCUAUGAAAGCUUUCGCUCUUGGGAUCCUAAAAAUCUGUGAUAUUGCCAGAGAAAAGGUUAACAAGGCAGCUGUUUUUGAGGAGGAAGAUUUUCAGUCAAUGACUUAUGGAUUUAAAAUGGCCAACAGUGUGACAGAUCUUAGAGUUACAGGUAUGCUGAAAGACGUAGAAGAUGACUUGCAAAGACGAGUGAAGAGCACUCGAAGUCGACAAGGAGAAGAGAGAGAUCCAGAAGUUGAACUUGAACAUCAACAGUGUUUGGCUGUGUUCUGCAGAGUGAAGUUUACCAGGGUGCUACUGACUGUUCUCAUAGCAUUUACCAAAAAAGAGAUGAGUGCAGUUGCAGAAGCUCAGAAACUAAUGACGCAGGCAGCUGAUUUGCUUUCUGCCAUCCAUAAUUCAUUACAUCAUGGUAUCCAGGCACAGAAUGAUACCACGAAAGGAGAUCAUCCUAUUAUGAUGGGCUUCGAGCCCCUUGUUAAUCAAAGGUUGCUGCCACCUACUUUCCCUCGAUACGCAAAAAUAAUUAAAAGGGACGAAAUGGUCAAUUAUUUUUCCAAACUAAUAGACCGAAUAAAAACUGUAUGUGAAGUAGUCAACUUAACUAAUCUUCACUGUAUACUGGAUUUUUUCUGUGAGUUUAGUGAGCAAUCACCCUGUGUUCUUUCAAGAUCCCUGUUACAGAUGGCGUUUCUGGUAGAUAACAAGAAAGUGUUUGGCACUCACCUCAUGCAAGACAUGGUAAAAGAUGCUUUAAGGUCUUUUGUCAGUCCUCCAGUACUUUCUCCAAAGUGUUGCCUGUAUAAUAAUCACCAGGCAAAGGACUACAUUGAUUCCUUUGUGACACAUUGUGUUCGGCCAUUCUGUAGUCUGAUUCAAAUCCAUGGACACAACAGAGCUCGUCAGAGAGAUAAACUGGGUCACAUUCUUGAAGAAUUUGCCACCCUCCAGGAUGAGGCAGAGAAAGUAGAUGCAGCACUCCAUAGUAUGUUACUGAAGCAGGAACCACAAAGACAACAUUUGGCUUGUUUGGGCACUUGGGUCCUAUAUCAUAACCUUCGUAUUAUGAUACAGUAUCUUCUGAGUGGCUUUGAGUUGGAACUGUACAGUAUGCAUGAAUAUUACUACAUAUAUUGGUAUCUAUCAGAGUUCCUCUAUGCCUGGUUAAUGUCAACACUGAGCCGAGCUGAUAGCUCUCAAAUGGCAGAGGAGAGAAUAAUGGAGGAACAACAGAAAGGCCGUAGCAGUAAGAAAACAAAGAAAAAGAAAAAAGUUCGCCCUCUCAGCAGAGAGAUCACCAUGAGUCAAGCGUACCAAAAUAUGUGUGCUGGGAUGUACAAGACAAUGAUUGCAUUUGACAUGGAUGGUAAAGUAAGAAAACCUAAGUUUGAACUGGACAGUGAACAAGUUCGAUAUGAGCACAGGUUUGCUCCAUUCAGCAGUGUUCUCACACCACCUCCAGUGCACUACUUGCAAUUUAAAGAAAUGUCUGAUUUAAAUAAGUACAGCCCGCCUCCUCAGUCAUCAGAUCUCUACAUGGCAGCUAGCAAGCACUUUCAGCAAGCUAAAAUGAUUCUGGAGAAUAUUCCUAAUCCACACUAUGAGAUCAACCAAAUUCUGAGAGUUGCUAAACCCAAUAUUGUGGUCAUGAAGCUGCUAGCAGGAGGCCACAAAAAGGACUCUAAGGUUCCUCCAGAAUUUGACUUCUCGCCUCAUAAAUAUUUUCCAGUUGUGAAGCUUGUUUGA